CGGGUCGAGAAUGGGGCAGGUCAGGACCGGUCGAGUCGAUGAGAGGUACACAUGCCCGCCCGCCCCGCCCCGCCUACGAAGCUGGUCGGACCUGCCCAAAACAGGCCAAACAGGUCGAGUACAAUGGGUCAUGUCAAAAUUGCCAUCGCUGCUGAAUAUGGAACGCUGCCUAACCAAAUAGGGAAAAUGAUGCCAAGUAUAUUAGUUUGGGGACUUGAAUAGUAAAAGUAUUAUAGUUAGGGUGGAAAUGAGUAAAUUACCCUUAACUCUUUCGCUUGUUUGUUUUGCCAUUGUACUCCCUCUUCCUUUUAUUUUCAAGAACCCUUCCACUGCAGCCCGCCGUCGUUUCCUCUGGCCUCGCGACUUCAUCCCUCGCUCCUUGCAAAGCGUCCACCCUGAUCUCUCAGCUAGAGUUUCCAUUGUUACUCGACUCGCAAGGUCGGCUCUCCUCUGCCUUUCUCCGCGUUUGUUUCCUUUUCAUUCCCAUUCUCUGGUUUCUCUUUCUCACAACCCUUCUCUUCUUCGACAGGAGCUUUCUGUACUCGACUAUUGGCCAAGGCCCAGCGCGGAAAAUAACAAGGCUCGCUCUUUUUUCCUCAAAAUCUCCAGGUGGUUUUUCUUUUUCGCUUCGUCAAAGGAUUCUCGGGCUGGUGGUUUCUACAUAGUUUAAUCCAAAAUUGUGCACCAAUUUUUGGCUUUGUGUCAAUGAUUCGGGGUUUGCGUGGCUUUGAUUUAGAGUUUUUGAUACUCAUGGAUGGUAGUAGUCUCAAUGAUUCAUAGUGCGAGAAAUAGUGAUUGUGGAUUUGUGGUUGUAAGCAACAAAAUGGCAGUACUAUUUCGACUCAUGUGUGGGUUCAAGAAACAAACUAUGGGAGUUCAUGGCAUUUCUGCAAUUGAAAUUGCUGAACUGUACAGUGCGCACUAGUUAGUAUAAGCAGCAAGUUAGAAGCUUCACUGGCGUGUCUUGACAUGUUUGAAAGCAGCAGAAGUAUCUCCUCUGUUUCUAAACUUCCAGACUGUAACCGAACAGGCGAAAAGGAAUUAUCUGCGUAGCCACUUUCCCAUGCUGCAGGUCCUAGAUAUAUGCAAGUUUCCUCGACAUGAUCGAAAAUAGAAAUUGGGACUUGUCUAAGCUCGUACAGAGUAGUUGGCUUUAGUUGGUGAUAAGAAACACCUAGGUAAAGAUAGGUGUGAAAGCCCUAUUGAAAGGGUACUGUCUGUUCAUAGAUGAAUUUACAUCAUAAGAUAAGGAAUUCACUGCUAUGAUUCAUUUGAUUUACGUAGCUUAAUGAUGCUUGCCACAACUACAUCUUGAAAUCUAGGAUGAUGACUUAAGGAGGCAGUGAUCCACGGGUCCUGCAAGUUUGCUAGAUAUGUAAGUGGGUGUAAAAUGAUCUCGUAAUGGUUGUGUAGGUUGGUUUUCCAUUUGCUUAAAGAAUAUGCACCUGAACGGUGUAUUGAAUGAUUAUAUUCGCUUGAGCCUCUCAAGGAUAUUUGAAUUAUGUGCACUCUGAUAAAUGAUAAUCAUGAAAAAUGUUUGGUAUUGGAAUAUUCACGACUGGAGAUUGAUCCAAAAAGAUGCAUGUUCUUGUACGGUUGUACCUGUUGAAUUCUUUCUAUCCUUAUUGAGUUGAUGCUAAGGAAAUUAGGAAAGGAAGAUCAAACUACUUCUACUUUGUCAAAAUCAGGGUGGUCAACCAUUAGAAUGACCAGAUUCAAGUUUCCAAGUUGUGCUUCAAUGGUUGAUCAUAGACAAUCUUUUGAGCUAACUCGUUGCUUCUUUCUUUUCCAAGCUGGAAAGGUGGGGCUUGAGAUACUGGAUUCUUUAUUUAAAUUCUCUCGACAUUUCCUUCAUUUAGAACAAUUGAAUUGUGCAUGCUCAUCUGUGAAAGUCACUCUUUCAUUCGGCGAUUGUUGGGGUUGGGGGUAUAAUUGUGGGUGCUGAUCUUUUGCAGACCAAGAUGGUUAUUCCACCUCCAGUUAGGCCACCUAGAAUCACAGAGUAUCUCAAGCCCUACGUGCUACUGAUGCAUUUCAGCAACAAGUUUGUGACGGCGACAGUGAGGCACUCACCAACUGCAACAGUAGCAUCUUCGGCGAGCUCACAAGAGAAGGCCCUUAGGUCGGCCAUGGAAAAUACUCGAGAUGUAGCAGCUGCUGCCAAGAUUGGGAAGCUACUUGGCGAGCGCCUUCUACAGAAGGGCAUACCUGCUGUUUCUGUUUUGCUGAAGAGGGAACAGAAGUAUCAUGGAAAAGUAAAAGCUAUUGUCGAUUCUGUGCGGGAAGCUGGUGUCAAGCUUGUUUAGAUUGGCUACUGCUAUAUCAGUAUCUUUCUCGACGGAGUAGUUCCAAUAAUUUGUUUCUCCUAGCUCUUUUUGACUAGGACAAGAUCUAUGUAAAAACUGCUUUAUGCAUUCGAUGUCAUUACUUUGACUAAUUACGAGGAGUUUACAUAUCUGAUAUCUCUGUGUGCUACGCCUUUUCGCACAACUUAUUCUCUGUCUUGGUGAAUGCAAUCUGACCACUGACCAGAAGUUCCAAUGGUCUGGUUUUCGCUUUGAAAUGCAUUUCCAGAUCGCACUGUUACAUUUGAGGCAGCGUACAAAUCCUAUUUGCCAAACUUUGUCACCUUGAUCAAUCCUUUAACUUCGUCACUAAAAAUCUCUAUGUUAA
Messenger RNA from Linum trigynum, 2673 nucleotides. Lineage: Eukaryota; Viridiplantae; Streptophyta; Magnoliopsida; Malpighiales; Linaceae. The record is from the annotation of a GenBank genome assembly.